UUCUAUCGCUGCUGAAUGAUUGAGGACGCUUGCUACGGUCCGGGCGGAGUGACCGAGUCGAUCAGCCUGCGAAAGAGCGCUCUGAAGGCGCGCAUCGAGCAGCAGCGCGAGCUCAUCGAGGCAUUCGACCGUGCCCAGCUCAAGCAGCAGCAGCAGGAAGCCGCAGCAGCAGCCGCAGCAGCAACGGCGUUGGCGGCAAUGCAGUCCCAGUCAAACUCGGUCCACUCGACGCCACGCAGCUCGGGCUUCUUUGGAGCGUCUGCCGCCGCGUUGCUGUCAUCCAGCAGCUCAAGCACGGCGUCGCUCAACCGACAGUCCGCUACCGCCGGAGCAGGCGCAGGAUUCAACAGUCUCGACUACUCCGACAUGCGAUUGAGCUUGAGCAGCUCGACACCAGCACUCCACCACCAACAACAACAGCAGCAACAGCAACAACAACAACACCAACAACAACAGCAACAACAGCAAGACCCUGCGCAGUGGUACGCCGAGCAGACCGAGCUGCUCGAACAACUCAAGGCCGAGCUGCAGCUGCUCCGCGAGCAGGGCGACGAGUUCAACCUGAUCAUGCACCGCGUCCCACACAUUCUGAGAAUCACUGCACAAGGCCGACUUGUGAUUUACCGUGACCAGGACAGCGAAUCGGAGGUCCGGUUCAUUGACGAGCUCAUCCGCGUCCGGCCGCUGGACAAUCUGCGGUCGCUCCCGGAAACGUCCAUGGGUCGAUUCGCGCUUGAAUGGGCCCCGUCGACUGCUCCAAGCAGCCUGGUUGGAGGCGGCAACAGCGCGGGCGCAAGUGGCGGAAGCAAUGCAAGUAGUUCUGGCAGCUCGAGCGGGAACACGAGCAGUGCCUGGUCGACGAUGCAGUUUUCCAUUUCGACGCCGGACGAGUUCUUUGAGCUGAUUGGCUGCCAUCUGAAGCGGUACAACACGCGCAAGGUCAAGCAAAUCCGACGGCUGCAGGAGCUGUUUUCGCAAUCGCAGCUGGAAGUGGAUCGCACCUAUCCGCAGAUUGAAGUCUUGCUCGAGCGGCUGUGGACGGCCAUCUUUCCGCACGAUCCGUCAACAUCGCGCGCUCCACACCAGUGGAAGCUGCUUGGCUUCCAGAAUAACAACCCGGCCACGGACUUUCGCUCGAUGGGUUUGCUAGGACUGCAGUGUCUGACCUACUUUGCGGAGACCUUUCCGGUGGUCUUUCGCAAUCUGGUUGCGGCAGACCGCGAGUACCCCAUUGCUGCGGCGUGCAUCAAUAUUGCAGCGCUGAUUUGCCAAGAAUUGCAUCUCAGUGACAAGCUCAUGCAGGAGCCCGUGUCAUCGCCCAAGUGGCAUUCGCCAUUGCUCACGCUCAUCUGCUACCUCGACCACGAGUUUGCCUUCCACGAAAUCUUUUGUGCUGUCUUUGAGCUCUUUGACCGGGUUUUCGUCAGCUGCAAUGCGGGAUACAUGAACUUUCAAGACGUGCGGCAUCGCGUCAAGACCAUCAUGCUCCAAUGCCUGGACAUGCGUCCACUGUCCAUGCUCGAACUGCGGUUGCUCAUCGAUCGACUGUACCCACGACCAUGGCGGUAAAAAAAGUGUCCAUUGGAAGAGAGGGGGGGGGAAACAGUGUAAUAAUUUAUUUCUUGUUUACGUGCACGCA
This is a messenger RNA of Capsaspora owczarzaki ATCC 30864, 1639 nucleotides long. RefSeq lists its product as hypothetical. The transcript has a single exon. The coding region runs from base 16 to 1569 and encodes 517 amino acids. NCBI's taxonomy places the organism in Eukaryota, Filasterea, Ministeriida, Capsasporidae. The record is from RefSeq and is a predicted model, not a curated record.